Molecule: messenger RNA, 579 nt
Organism: Papaver somniferum (opium poppy)
Lineage: Eukaryota; Viridiplantae; Streptophyta; Magnoliopsida; Ranunculales; Papaveraceae
Product: chloroplastic import inner membrane translocase subunit HP30-2-like
Exons: 1
Coding region: 1-579 (192 amino acids)
Biological process (GO): protein insertion into mitochondrial inner membrane; protein targeting to chloroplast
Cellular component (GO): TIM22 mitochondrial import inner membrane insertion complex; chloroplast inner membrane
Molecular function (GO): transmembrane protein transporter activity
Source: RefSeq, a predicted model, not a curated record
AUGGUGUUAACACCUCCACCCAAAGUUAAUCCAAUAACUGUGCUUCAAACAAAAUACGAAGAGUUAGAUAACGGAUUGCGUGGUUGGUUAGCUAAACAUGAAUCAUCAUUACCAGUUGUAGCUAUUACAAGUUCUAUUAAAGGUGCUGCUGUCGGUGGUAUUGCUGGUGGUUUCAUGGGGAUACUAUUUCGAAACAAUGCUUCUUCUGUACUUCCACCAUAUUCUUGCCGCCGCCUUAAUUAUCAAGGCAUGGUUUCUUUCCAAAAAUCUCAGCAGGCUCUCAGAUGUGGUCCGUUGAUACAAGCACGUAAUUUCGCUAUGAUGAACGCCAUUAAUACUGGUAUGUAUUCUGUUUUGGAAAGAAUAAGAGGCAAAGAGGAUGUUCAGGGGAGCAUGGUGGCAGGUUUUUGUGGUGGAGUCAUGUUAUCAAUCGUCAGUAGUGGCAUGGGAGGUCCUAAGAUGGCAACCGAAGCAGUCAAAUCAGGGAUAUUCUAUGCGCUUGUCCAGGGUGGUGUUUAUCAGCUACUAGGAGGACCAAAGUUUUUUUCUCAGCCGCCUGUGGAAAAGAAGAAAUCAUAA